GUUAGAAAAAAGAGCCUCGAACCUUCAGCGACAAAUUAGAUAUUUUAUUAUUAUUACUUACAGAGACAUGUAUCUAUAUUUAAAAAAAAUUUAACUACAAACAUAUAGUCCUACAUAUAUUUUGAGAGAUCCGUGUGAUUAUAACUGAUCAACACCCUUGUGGAGAUUGUGUGAUCUAGAUCGCGUUUGAGCAAUUUGAUUGAGUGGUCAGGUGGACAAGGGAUUUGGACCGCUUUUGAGGAGACUAAAGUUUUAUAAGCUUGAUGCUAGGUUUUUUUCCUUGGUACCUGUUGAAAAAUGUCAGGCAUAGAACGAGUAGAAGAUUAUGAUGAAUUACGAGAACGAAGAUCUGAUUUUGAAAAUUCUGAAGAUGAAAGGAGGCAAUCCAGGAUUGGACAUUUUAGAAAGAAAGCUUUGAACGCUUCAAACAAGUUUACACAUUCUCUAAAAAAGAAGGGGGUGAGGAAAGUUAAUUAUAGGGUUCCUUCAGUUUCCAUAGAGGAUAUACGUGAUGCAAAGGAAGAGUGUGCGGUUCAGGAAUUGCGCCAGAAACUCAUUGAGAUGGAUUUGAUGCCCGCCAGACAUGAUGACUACUAUACACUUCUAAGAUUCUUAAAAGCAAGGGAUUUUAGUGUUGAGAAAACUAUCCAGAUGUGGGUAGAAAUGCUCAAGUGGAGGAAGGAGUACGGAACUGACAGUAUACUAGAGGACUUUAAAUUUGAAGAAUUAGAAGAAGUCCUGCAGUACUAUCCUCAAGGAUACCAUGGGGUUGAUAGAGAAGGAAGACCUGUGUACAUAGAAAGGCUAGGGAGAGCACACCCAAGCAGGCUUAUGCGCAUCACCACACUAGAACGGUACUUGAAAUACCAUGUCCAAGAAUUUGAGAAAGCAAUUCAUGAAAAGUUCCCUGCAUGCUCCAUUGCAGCGAAGAGACAAAUAUGCUCAACAACUACAAUAUUGGAUGUGCAAGGCCUGGGUGUUAAGAAUCUAACACCAACAGCAGCGAGUCUUGUGGCAGCCAUGGCAAGAAUUGAUAAUAAUUACUACCCUGAGACUCUGCACCGGAUGUUUGUUGUCAACGCUGGUUCUGCCUUUAAGAAAGUGCUUUGGCCCGCUGCUAUGAAGUUUCUAGAUCCAAAAACCAUUGCAAAGAUUCAUGUUCUUGAACCCAAAUCUUUGGGCAAACUUCUUGAAUACAUUGACUCAAGUCAAUUGCCAGACUUCUUGGGUGGUUCGUGCACAUGCCCUGCUGAGGGAGGGUGCCUUAGAUCUAAUAGUGGUCCAUGGAACGACCCUCUUGUAAUGAAGCUAGUACGUAAUGCCGAGACUACAUCUGUGAGGCAAAUCACGAGAGUAUCAAGUGACCAGCAAAAAAUUGAAGUAAAGCAAUUAUCAAGUGAUGUGCAAAAAUUUGAAUCCUAUACUCAGUUACUUUCGAUAAAGAAUAAUAGUGACGGAUCAACAGUAGAAGCUAUAACAGUGAAUGAUGAUCCAUGCUGUAUCACUGCCCAAAAUAGUUGUAGAAUUGCAAGAUUGGAACCCAAUCUUGGAGAUGCAGGGGAAUCUGAUUCUACGAUCUACUACAAUUGUGAUGAUCACUUCAGUCAUGUUGAUUACGAUAAUGAGACUGACCAAGUGCUGGGAAAUUGUCAGGAGGUCUCUUCUAGUGAGGGAACACUAGAUAGAGAAGGUACUUUGAUUAUUCAGUGGUUGGUCACUAUUCAGGAGAAGGUGGUGAAAAGAAGUCUCUGGCGUGUGGCAAAAACAUUACUAAAUUUUGUUGUCAGACUUUUCGCAUUUUCCCGGAGUUUGCCCUUUGAAUCUAGAAGAAGGACCAAUGUACAUCCAUCUAAAGUUAUUGAAGAAAAGCCUGACGAGCAAUCACCUAUCAUCGGAGAAGCUGUCACUGGAGAAGAUUACAUCCAUCCCUGCGUGGAGCGUCUCCAGAAAGUAGAGCAGAUACUUGACAAACUGAAGAACAGACCUGCUGAAAUUCCAAGAGAGAAGGAUCAAAUGCUUCUGCAUUCAUUGGAGAGAAUCAAGUCUGUGGAGUUUGACCUUGAUAAAACCAAGAGAGUGUUACAUGCCACAGUGAUGAAGAACCUCGAAAUUGCUAAGCUGAUGGAGAAUCUGCAGGACUCCAAAUUUCAGAAGCGACGAUUCUGGUGUCGAUUUUAGACAGCUGUAUAGGAACAAGGUGUCGGGUGCAUAGUCAUAUACCCAUAAGGACGAUUUUAACAAAAAGAAACAGUAGCUUCUUAGGCUCGAGGCUGAUACUACAAAGGGAAUGAGCAACGUUAGCAGAUGAGUUGGUGUUUAUGCUGUAAAUUGAAAACAUAUUAAACCUACAUACAUCUUUGCAGCUUUCCAAGUUGUUCCCGCUCAAAUAUGAAUCUGUAGAGAAAGAAAAUGUUAAUGCAGACUGCAGAGUUAUACAUUGCUGCAAUGCUGCUGCCGAUCAUAUUAACUUUGAUCCAAUUCGCUAUCUUACUAA
This is a messenger RNA of Daucus carota subsp. sativus, 2494 nucleotides long. RefSeq names its product phosphatidylinositol/phosphatidylcholine transfer protein SFH13. The transcript is spliced from 15 exons. NCBI's taxonomy places the organism in Eukaryota, Viridiplantae, Streptophyta, Magnoliopsida, Apiales, Apiaceae. Bases 298 to 2178 code for a protein of 626 amino acids. The record is from RefSeq and is a predicted model, not a curated record.